Messenger RNA from Thrips palmi, 3742 nucleotides. RefSeq names its product heat shock 70 kDa protein-like. Gene Ontology annotation, biological process: cellular response to unfolded protein; protein refolding. The record is from RefSeq and is a predicted model, not a curated record. Gene Ontology annotation, cellular component: cytoplasm. Gene Ontology annotation, molecular function: heat shock protein binding; ATP binding; ATP-dependent protein folding chaperone. Lineage: Eukaryota; Metazoa; Arthropoda; Insecta; Thysanoptera; Thripidae. Bases 235 to 3081 code for a protein of 948 amino acids. The transcript has 16 exons.
GUUGAGUCUCGCAGCGUCGUUGGUCCUGGUCUCCUCUAAGUCAUUCGUGGUGCGGUCGGCACAGGGGACGCCGGUCACUGUUCGAAUUUCCAGAAGAAAAAUCGCGAACCGAGUGGCUGCUAGGUUAGGAUAUCCUUAUCGCGUUGCCGUCUGCUGAGCAACACGGCACAAUCGGUGUCCGGAAAUUUUCAGUCAACAUAACCCUUGCUGUGGGUGGACUACUCUGUGAGCGACAUGGCGGCGCGUUUGUGUGUGGGUGUCGACCUCGGCACCACCUACUCGGUGGUGGCGGUGUGGCGCAAGGGCAAGGUGGACGUGAUCGCCAACGACAGCGGCAGCCGCACCACUCCCAGUGUGGUGGCCUUCAUGGACGGCGAGGCCUUCGUCGGGGACGCUGCCAAGGACCUGCCGCAGGAGUGCAGGGUUUACGAUGCCAAGCGGCUGUUGGGGUGCUCUGCGGGCGACGCGGCGGUGCGGGACGACGCCAAGGACUGGCCCUUCGAGGUGCUGCAGGACGGCGGCGUGCUCAAGAUGAAGGUGGCGAGGGGCGGCAAGACGCUGACGCCGCAGGAGGUGUCUUCGAUGGUUAUGAAGUUUCUGAAAGAGGCUGCCGAGAUGUUCAUGGAUGAGCCAGUGCCCUGUGCAGUCAUUACAGUGCCACCGUACUUCACGGAACCUCAGCGAAAAGCCACCAGAGAAGCAGGUGCGGCGGCGGGCUUCCAAGUGCUGGGCAUGCCGGACGAGGCCGAGGCGGCGGUGACUGCCUACGGCCUGGCGGGCAAGACGGUGCUGGUGCUGCACAUCGGCGGCCGCUCUCAGUACGCCUGGGUCAGGCCGCACGGCGGCGAGGCCGCCACCAGGCACGCGGCCUGGGGAGGCAGCCUGUUCGACCAGCGGCUCCUCGAACACUUCGAGAAUGACAUCCGGCAGAAGCACGGCGUGCAGCAGCUGGACCCGCAGUCGCUGGAGGAGCUCCUCGCCCUCUGCGAGACGACCAAGAGGAAGCUGUCCGCCCUGCAGGAGGUGGCCGUGCGCGUGUACCUGCAGCAGCCCAACCUGGAGUACAAGGCCACCAUCAACCGGGCGCGUUUCGAGAACCUCUGCGCCGACCUGUUCGGCAAAGUCCAGGACCUCAUGGAGGGCGCGCUGGCCGCGGCCAAGGUGACUGCGGUGGACGAGGUGGUGCUGGUGGGCGGCUCGACGCGCAUGCCCCGCGUGCGGUCCAUGGUGCGGGAGGCGUACAGCGAGCCGCGGGUGUCGGUCAACCCCGACGAGGCCGUGGCGCACGGCGCGGCGCUGCACGCGGCCAGGCUGUCGGGGGAAGUCCCCGCCAACACCGGCGUGGUGCUCGUCGAUGCCGAGGUGCACCAGCGCACCGAGACCGUGCAACGGGACGGCGCAGGGCCCAGCGGUGCCGGACCCAGGAACCCGCCGCCGCCGCCAAAGAGCAGGACCAAGGGGGCCGAUGGGCCAGCCAUCGGCAUCGACCUCGGCACCACCUACUCGGUGGUGGCGGUGUGGCGCAAGGGGAAGGUCGACGUGAUGGCCAAUGAAAGCGGCAGUCGCACCACUCCCAGUGUGGUGGCCUUCAUGGACGGCGAGGCCUUCGUGGGGGACGCUGCCAAGGACCUGCCGGCCUCGACGAGGGUGUUCGAUGCCAAGCGGCUCAUCGGCCGGUCCUGGGAGGACAUGGACGUCCAGCAGGACCUCAAGCACUGGCCCUUCCAGGUGGUGGAGGAGGGCGGCGUGCCCAAGAUAGUCGUCGACGCGGCCGGCCGGAAGGAGAGUUUCACUCCGGAGGAGGUUUCGGCUAUGGUUCUGCGGUCGCUGAAGGAGACAGCUGAGAACUUCCUGGGGUGCCCCGUGACCAGGGCCGUGGUCACCGUCCCGGCCUACUUCAACGAGAAGCAGCGGCAGGCCACCAAAAGCGCGGGCAUGAUCGCGGGCUUGAACGUGCUGUCCAUCAUCAACGAGCCCACGGCGGCGGCCCUCGCCUACGGCCUGACCAAAAGCCCGGCCCAGCAGAAGACCGUCUUCAUCUUCGACCUCGGCGGCGGCACGUUCGACGUGUCGGUCUUGACCAUCAGGGGGAACGACUUCACCGUGCUGGCCUCGGACGGGGACACGCACUUGGGAGGGCAGGACUUCGACGUCCGCAUGAUGGAGCACUUUUUGAACGACAUCAAGACCCGCCUGGGCAUCUCCGACCUGGACCAGCAGUCCGUGCAGGACCUGCGCGCCCUGUGCGAGCUGUCCAAGCGGAAGCUCUCCUCGCUGCACGAGGCCUCCGCCAAGCUCUACCUGCCGCGCCACAACACCAACUACACUGCCUCCAUGACCAGGGCGCGCUUCGAGGACCUCUGUGGCGAUCUGUUCAGGAGGACCAUGGACAUCACCAACAGGGUGCUGGCCGAGGCGCGGGUGAGCCACGCUGACAUCGACGAGGUGGUGCUGGUGGGCGGCUCGACGCGCAUCCCCAAGGUGCGCGCCAUGCUGUCCGAGCUGUUCGGCGGCAAGGAGCUCCGCCACUCCGUCAACCCCGACGAGGCCGUGGCGUACGGCGCCGCGGUGCACGCCGCCAUCCUGUCGGGGGACAAGACCGUCGAGAAGCUGGUCAAGCUCAAGGACGUGACCCCGCUGUCCCUUGGCGUCGAGGUUGUCGGAGGAGUCUUUUCUGCCUUAAUCCGGAAGAACAGCCCGAUCCCCGUGAAAAACACCAAGCGCUUCUCCACUGUGCAAGACAACCAGAUUCAAUGUGGAUCUUUUGUGUAUCAGGGGGAGCGCACGUUCGUGAAGGACAACCACUGCUUGAAGGAGUUCACCGUGGACGUCCCUCCCAGGCCUGCUGGUCUAGCCACUAUCGACGUGACGUUUGAAAUCGACCUGGAUGGCUGCCUGAUUGUGACGGCUGUGGAGCCCACGACAAUGAAGCAGGCCCAGGUCAAGAUCUCUUCUGUUGAGUCGCGUCUCAGCGAUCAAGACAUCCACGAAAUGCUGGAAAAAGCGAAGCGCUACCAGCGCCAGGACGAUGAAGAGCUUAGGCGUCUGGAAGAGUUACUAAGAAACCGGCAAGAGUUAUAAAACAUUUUUGUUCUUGUUUUUAUUGGUUUUGAAAAAGAAGAGAAAAUAGUGUCUUUAUUGUUUUGCAUCUGAAUCGUGAUAGAAGAUUGUUCCUCUGAUAAAAAUAAGUGUCAUCUGUUGAUGCAUCUGAAGCAUGAACUGUUGCUGUCCUUUAAAAAUAAAAUAAAAAUCUUGUAUCUCAGUAUGGUAACAUGUCCUUUAAUGUUUGAUUUUGAUCCGACUUAUGCUUUAAGUGAAGUGUCAAAUUUGGAGGUAGUGGACUCAUCUCGUCAAAUUUAUGAAUACAGUAUUGUUUUUAUAUUCCGAUGUCAGCAGUGUGUUAUUCUCCCGGGCAGAUUCUCAAUUCUUUAUUGGAGCAGCUUAUUAAGAUAUAUGAAGGAUUCUUGUUUGCUCCUUUAAUUUACGUUGACCUGUUUACAUUGUAUAAAUUAAUGUAGGGGCUCUCAUGCCCCCACAUCUGUUGUUUCUAGGUUUAUCCUUACUUAUCCUCUAUCCUUACUCUUCAUGGUGUUGUCUCUAGAGGUGUGAUCUCAAAUAUUAGGACACGACGACAUGGAGACAAUAUGAUUAAGUUUGGACGAGGGUUUAAUCCUGGGUAAAACAUAGUGCACAUGUACUGUGGAAACUUGUUUAUUUUAACAGAGUCAAUGACACGGGAAAC